CUGAAGUGCCCCCGUCGGCUUGAACUUGGCUUCCUGAAGGAGGGUCUACGAACGAUCUUCACCCACGUGGCAGCGCUUAAUCAUAACAUUGCUUUAGCGCUCAAUUCAGCGCAGCAACAAGUUUCUGCUCGAACGAAAUGAGCAUGGGCGAGAGCUCUACCAGUGGCUCGCCCUCAUCUCAAUCUACACCUUCUGAUGCUUCCAUAUUCAAGAAAUGGAGUCGGACAUUUUCGCUGGUGACAGGAAUCGGCGUAUCUGAAGAGGAACGGUUGGGCGAGCUGCAAAAAUUCCAUGGACGUACAUGUGAGAAGUGGAAGAAGGAACUGAUGCAUUACAGUCCUUCCGUCGUUUUCAUGCUCAAACACCUUAAGCAUUCCGGAUGCCCUGUUUCACCCGAACAUAUCGUCUGUGUACCCUGUGACUUUGCGCGUUCGGGCGGAUUCAGUCCACAAGCUGGCGCCAUUAUAGUCUGCCAAGGCAAAUUUUUCAAUAAACGUCAUAUGGAAGACACGUUGGUACACGAGCUCAUUCACAUGUAUGACCAUUGCAAGUUCAAGGUUGACUGGAACGACCUGAGGCAUCACGCAUGCAGUGAGAUUCGCGCGAACAGCCUUAGCGGUGACUGUAGAUAUAUGCGUGAAUUGCGAAGAGGGUUUCCGUCUUUUGCCAAACAGCAUCAGGCCUGUGUCCGACGUCGCGCUGUGCUGUCUGUGCGUGCCAACCCUGCAUGUCCGGAUGAAGCCACGGCCGAACGAGCUGUGAAUGAAGUAUGGGAAAGCUGCUUCAAUGAUACUAGACCGUUUGAUGAGAUCUAUUAGACUAGAAUGUAAUACAUGCAUGGCUAGAGUAGAACAUGAUAAUUUAUUUCACUUGCUUCUUUUCUUGAUGGGAA
Somion occarium is the source of this 892-nucleotide messenger RNA. The record is from the annotation of a GenBank genome assembly. Lineage: Eukaryota; Fungi; Basidiomycota; Agaricomycetes; Polyporales; Cerrenaceae.